UCCCCGGCCCCGGCACAGCGCUCCCUGCCCGGCCAUGGCCCUGCGGCGGCUGCUGCAGCCCAGCCCCGGCCCCGGCCCCGCGGACGGCAGGAGGAUGCAGCACUUGGCCAGCACGGUGGGCACGCUGCCCCGCGGGCGCAGGCAGCUCGCCUUGGCCAGAUCCAGCUCCUUGGGCGACUGCUCCAAGCCACAGAGGCACCUCGUUGCUAUACUGAAAGAAGAUAAAGAGACCUUUGGGUUUGAAAUCCAGACUCUUAGGUUCUCACACCAGAGUGAUUUCUCCCUGGAGGUGUGCACUUGUGUCUGCAGAGUCCAGGAGGAGAGCCCUGCCCACCUCUCCGGCCUCCAGCCUGGUGACAUCCUCACCAGCAUCAACGGCGUGAGCACCGAGGGCUUUUGUCACAAGCAAAUCGUGGACUUGAUAAAGUCUUCAGGGAACUACUUGAGGUUAGAGACCGUCAACGGGGCCUUGCUCCUGAGGAAAAUGGAGCUGGAGAGCAAGCUGCAGGCUCUCAAGCAGGCGCUGCACCAGCGGUGGGGGGAGCUGCGGGCGCUGCUGGCCCGGGAGCGGCUCCUGCUGCACGGCGAGGUGACCGACAGCGCUCUGCCGGGCCCGGCAGAGCCCGGCCCGGGCUGCGGCUCCCCGGGACCUUUCCUGCCCUCCAAGCCGCGCUUCUCCAGCGACAGCAGCUCCCGCAGCCGCCUGAGCUCCACGACGCUGGGCAGCGAGGACAGCUUCUACCAGGGCAGCGCCUUCGAGGACUCGGCCGCGGAGAGCCUGAGCCGCCAGGGCAGCACGGACGAUGAGUUCCCCAGGGCUCGGGGCUCCCUGCGCAGGAACCGCAGCGUCAGCCUGGCCAGCAGCGGCCCCGCGUCCCCGCUCGGCCACGGCAGCGCCUUCUCCAGCAGCUUCGGCACCCUCCCGAGGAACAGCCGCAGAGCCAGCGUCCGGAAGCGGCUUUUGAAACUCAUUCCGGGCUUUCACCGGGCCGUGGAAGAGGAAGAAAGUCGGGUGUGAUGUCGGUGUCGCCCUGGAUGCCGGGCUCACCGCGGUGGCACCAGGGCGCUCCCCCAGACAACAGCUCUGAUGAGAUCACACGGCUCUGGGGUCUUAAUUAUUUUCAUUUUUAAUCAGAGCACGCUGCGGACCUCUUCAUUAACGUGAAAAAUGAGUGACUCCAAAAUGUGAAGAACCUUUGCAGAACUUCCUCAGCGAACUUUACUGUUAAUAACAGUUUUUAAUUGAAUGCGAAAUUGAUAGCUAUUUAUUUCCUGUUACCGGAGUCAGUGUCUUCCAAAGGUCUUUAAUAAAAUGAGUGCUUCGACU
Messenger RNA from Onychostruthus taczanowskii (white-rumped snowfinch), 1327 nucleotides. It is a transcript of the gene CYTIP, whose product is annotated as cytohesin 1 interacting protein. Bases 35 to 1018 code for a protein of 327 amino acids. NCBI's taxonomy places the organism in Eukaryota, Metazoa, Chordata, Aves, Passeriformes, Passeridae. The record is from RefSeq and is a predicted model, not a curated record. Gene Ontology annotation, cellular component: cell cortex. Gene Ontology annotation, molecular function: protein binding. The transcript is spliced from 8 exons. Gene Ontology annotation, biological process: regulation of cell adhesion.